AUGGAUUCAGCAAGUCUUUUCAACGUUCAGGGCAAAGUGGUGCUGGUCACCGGUGGAGCCAAAGGCAUUGGCCGCAUGAUCUCUGAGGGCUAUGUCACAAACGGUGCAACCGUCUACAUCUCUUCCCGAGACGCAAAGGCAUGUGAGCAAGCGGCAAAGGAGCUCAAUGCCUUGGGCAAGGGCAAAGCCCACGCUAUCCCAGCCAACUUCUACAGCUUGGACGAUGUGAAGAAGUUGGCCGAGGAGCUGGGCAAGCGCGAAGGCAAGCUGCACGUCCUCGUGAACAACUCCGGCUCCAACUGGGGAGCUCCCUACGACGAAUACCCUUCCGAGGCCUUCACUCGGGUCCUCACCCUCAACCUGCACCGUGUCUUCGACCUCACUCAGCUUGUCACGCCGCUUUUGGAGAAGGCUGCCACCCCCAAUGACCCCUCUCGCAUCAUCAACAUUGGCAGCAUCGAUGGCCUCCGUGUUCCCUCCCUCGAGACAUUCGCAUACAGUUCCAGUAAGGCCGGCUUGCAUCACCUGAGCCGGGUACUUGCCAACCACCUGGGCAAGCGAAACGUUACUUCAAACACAUUGGCCUGCGGGCCCUUUGAAAGUAAGAUGAUGGCUGCCACGCUCAAGUCAUUCGGCGAGACCAUCAAGGCUGGCGUGCCUCUGGGUCGCAUUGGAACCCCACAGGAUGUCGCUGGUGCUUGUUUGUUCCUGAGCAGUCGUGCUGGUGCGUUUGUGAACGGCGCGACUAUCACGGUCGACGGCGGAAGCGCCGUUGCUGCAAAGCUGUGA
Messenger RNA from Penicillium salamii, 789 nucleotides. The record is from the annotation of a GenBank genome assembly. NCBI's taxonomy places the organism in Eukaryota, Fungi, Ascomycota, Eurotiomycetes, Eurotiales, Aspergillaceae.